Molecule: messenger RNA, 2307 nt
Organism: Aspergillus wentii DTO 134E9
Lineage: Eukaryota; Fungi; Ascomycota; Eurotiomycetes; Eurotiales; Aspergillaceae
Gene: somA
Product: putative cAMP-dependent protein kinase pathway protein (Som1)
Exons: 5
Coding region: 1-2307 (768 amino acids)
Cellular component (GO): nucleus
Molecular function (GO): protein binding
Source: RefSeq, a predicted model, not a curated record
AUGAACCAGAUGAAUGUACCUGGGAUGAAUCCCGGGGUAGGAGGCCCUGUGGGUGGUGUCCCCAUGAUUAAUAAUGGUUCGACGGCUCCUCGUAACGACGGAAAUGUGAACAUUCCCGACACGAUGAUCAAUAAUCUCAACACAUAUAUCUACGACUACUUCUUGAAACGCGGCUACCACGAAUGCGCCAGAGCACUUGUUCAAGACGAUUCGAUUAAGCUCAACACCGAACCUCCCACGAAAACGAGUCCGGGUCACCGUGGGGACGGCGCCAUAAAUGGCGUUGACGGCGAUGCUAUGAUGAUGGAUAAGGAUGGCGAUAAGAUCAAGAUUGCAGAUGAUCUUCCUCGGCCUAGCCUUCCCAGCGAAAGCCAGCAAUCAUCUUUUCUCUUAGAUUGGUUUAGUCUAUUCUGGGAUUUCUUUUGGGCUCAACGGAAGAAGGGGAACAGUAAUGACGUGAGGCAGUAUCUCCAGCACACUCAGAACAUCAUGCGCCUCAGAGAACAGCAACACAACCAGCUGUUGCGGCAACAGCCUAUGAUGGCCGGACAGAUGGGACAACUCAACAUGCGCCGGAACAAUAUGGUUCCCCCGAAUCUUCAGAAGACUGUGUUGCAGAACAAUACUCCCGGCCUCUCCCAGCAACAGUUGGCCCAGUUCCAAAAGACUCAGCAAGUGCAAAUGAUGCAGCAGAUGCAGCGUGAGCACUCCGACAUGGACAUGAACGGGCAUCGUCCCCAGUCCCCCGCGUCCGCUGAUAAUGCUCCUUCUCCAUCCAAACGGCCUCGUCUUGAAGGCGGUCCCAUGAAUGGACAACAGUUGGCACCCAACGGACGCGGACAAGGGCAGGGCAUUCCCGGUCAGCCAAACCCGCUGUUGAUGCAGAACGGAAUGAACCGAAUGAAUCCGGCCCAAUUUCAGGCUUUCCAGCAGUCGAACCCCGCUACACAACAGAAAUCCAUCCAGGUAUAUGCUCAAAACUUAGCUCUUCAUCACUCACGCUCAGCAUUGAAUAACCAGGGCAUGCCGAAUGGUUUGAUAAAUCCCGGUGUCAUGCCAAACCAGACUGAUCUGGUGCCUAUGCCAGACGGCCAAGGUAUGUAUCCGAUGAGCGGCGACUACUAUGGCGCGAAUGGACAGAUGGCCCAGGUUCGGGCUGGAAUGCAGACACCUGGCGGUCAGCACGGCAACCACGCUCUCCAAGAUUACCAAAUGCAACUUAUGCUGCUUGAACAGCAGAAUAAGCGGCGUUUGAUGAUGGCUCGUCAAGAGCAGGAUAGCAUGGCCCGUACUGAUGGCCAGACCCCAAUGCCCGGGCAACAGGGGUUGCCGCCAGGCACCUCUCCGGGUAGCAGGGCGGGCGCGUCACCGAAUCCAAACGAUCAAAUGAAGAGGGGUACGCCAAAGAUGCCCCAGACCGCUCUCCCCGGAUCCCCCAGCGCUGCCGACCCGAUGGCCCAGAAUCGUGGAUCCCCGGCUUCCAUGAACUUCAACGGCGGUCCGAUGCCUCCCGACAUGGCUGCUCCGUUCUUGAUGAAGGGCAACAUGCCUCCCCCUAGCUCAAACCCGGCUUUCAGUGGCCCUCAAAUGGGCCAACCGAUCCCCGCCGGAGCUGGAAACCGUGGAAGCUGGCCUCCUCAACCGGGACCUCAAGGUCAACCAAUGGCACCGCACCAGUCCCCAAUUCCUCAACCCCAGGCCGGAACCCCGCAAGAACGCGGCAACAUGCCUCCCCCCCAGGCUCCGCCAGCUGCAGGCCCCAAUGCCGGCCGGGCUCAACCCCAAUCUCCUUCAACGGGACCCGCUGCGCCUCCGACGCCGCAGCAACCCAAUAAGCCGGCACCCAAGAAGAAAGACACCAAGGGUACUAAGCGACCCUCCAAGAAGGCAACAGCCACAGCCGCUAAUGCGAACCCGGCGGCCACACCAUCCUCCGAAGCGGAGCACCCCCCGACUCCCACCCCUCCAACUCCUAUCACCCCUCAAAAUCCUAACUCGUUUAACAAGAACGGGGCAAAUGCGACUACGAACGCUCCUCAACAGCCGACAUCAGCACCCGCGCCUCCUCAACCUCUCGUCCAGCAACCACCACAGCCAGAUCAGACCACUCAGUUCAGUGACCUCAACAUCCCAGAUGCGUCUGCUUUCAAUCUCGAUUUCAGUGCUCUGGAGAAUCCAGAUAUCCUAGAGAACUUCGAUUUUGAUACCUUCCUCAACACCGAUGCGGAUACGGCCGGGUUUGGAUUUGAUCCAAACAUACCUUAUUCCACAGAUGGCGUCGAGACCGGUGCCACAGAUGGCAUUUAA